GUAGAAUGGGGAAUACGUGACAUACUACUGUAAAUGCCUUUUAUGGGACACAAUUUACCAAUUAUGGCACUUUUAAAAUUAUAAAAGCCAGAAAUUUUGCCGAGGUUAUGAUUUUUUCGUUUGUCAUACACCUUCUACGACUGUAUGCAGCUGAUGGAAAUGCAUCGGGUGGUUCUGGUGCUACGAUACAUACUAGCCGUAAGUUCAAAGUUUGUAAAUCAAUGAGCUUGGUGUAUAUGAAUGGGAAUGCUAAGGAAGUACUGUCAGUAGAUGAGUCACUGUUCGAGCGGCAUAGUGAUGUACCUUCGUGUAGAAUGGCGUUUAAAAUCUUUCUGAUACAUCGAAAAGUGGGCAAAUUGUACCAUAAGUAUUUGAAUGCCUUUGUAAAUGAGGGAAAUAUUCUUGAAAAAGAGAUUAGUCGAAUGGUAGAUGAGAAGGAGAAACAGAGAAUAACUGAAUUAGAAAAAGAAAAGGAAUGGUUGGACGAAUCAGAACAGAGAUACGUAGAAACUAAAAAAAGAGAUGCGGAAAAGCGGUCUACGGCACAGGCUAGGCAAGAAGAUAUCUGCAAGAUUAUGAUGAGGAUGAAGGACAAGAGAAAAGAAGAACAAAAUAAAUUAAAAUUGGCGCAGAAGGUAGUUGAAAAAUUUAAAGAGAAAAAGAAUAAAAAAAUGUCACCUGAGGAAGAAAGAGUAAGAAAGGCUGAAGAAGAAAGGGUAAGAAAGGCUGAGGAAGAAAGG
Molecule: messenger RNA, 740 nt
Organism: Vavraia culicis subsp. floridensis
Lineage: Eukaryota; Fungi; Microsporidia; Pleistophoridae
Exons: 1
Source: RefSeq, a predicted model, not a curated record